UUCUCUCCGGGUUCCACCUGCAGCCAAGUACCCGGCCAUCAAGGCCCUGAUGCGGCCGGAUCCUCAUCUCAAGUGGACGGUACUGGGGCUGGUGCUGGCGCAGCUGCUGGCCUGCUGGCUGGUGCGGGGGCUGGCGUGGCGCUGGCUGCUCUUCUGGGCCUACGCCUUCGGGGGCUGCGUGAACCACUCGCUGACGCUGGCCAUCCACGACAUCUCGCACAACACCGCCUUCGGCACGGGCCGCGCCGCCCACAACCGCUGGUUCGCCGUCUUCGCCAAUCUGCCCAUAGGCGUGCCCUACGCCGCCUCCUUCAAGAAGUACCACAUAGACCACCACCGCUACCUGGGUGGCGACGGGCUGGACGUGGACGUGCCUACACACUUCGAGGGCUGGUUCUUCUGCACGCCGGCCCGCAAGCUGCUCUGGCUGGUGCUGCAGCCCUUCUUCUACACGCUGCGGCCGCUGUGGGUGCACCCCAGGGCCGUGACCCGCAUGGAGGUCUUCAACACCCUGGUGCAGCUGGCGGCCGACGCCACCAUCUUCGCCCUCGGUGGGCUCAAGCCCGUGGUCUACCUGCUGGCCAGCUCGCUGCUGGGCCUGGGCCUGCACCCCAUCUCGGGCCACUUCGUGGCUGAGCACUACAUGUUCGUCAAGGGCUACGAGACCUACUCCUACUACGGGCCCCUCAACUGGAUCACCUUCAACGUGGGCUACCACGUGGAGCACCACGACUUCCCCAGCAUCCCCAGCUGCAGCCUGCCCCUGGUAGGUGGCCACGGCCGACAGGGCUGCGGUGGGCGAGGGCUGCGCGGGCGUCUUAGGAGGUGGGGAGGUGUGGGGAGGGCCCUGGGCCACGCUCUGGCCUCCUUUUCCUUUCGUGCUGAUCGUGGGAUGGCUGCGUUCUGA
This is a messenger RNA of Ceratotherium simum simum (southern white rhinoceros), 907 nucleotides long. The record is from RefSeq and is a predicted model, not a curated record. NCBI's taxonomy places the organism in Eukaryota, Metazoa, Chordata, Mammalia, Perissodactyla, Rhinocerotidae.